AUGAGAUUCAUACUAGUAGUUUUAGCAAUAAUAGCAAUUUUAUCCAUAGUAAGCAAAGUAUCUGCAGAAGAUGCGAAAAAAGCUCCCGCACCAGCAAAAAAAGAAGAAGAGAAAGACAAAGCUGGAGCAAAAGGGAAAAAUCAGGAAAUGGCUCCACCAGCACAAGAGAACGGCGUGAAUGCUGCGAAUCCUCCCAAUGCCGCCGGUAAAUGCCAGGACCCAAACUGCCAAGGUGGUGCAGGAUGCAAAAACCCAAACUGCCAAGAUCCAAACUGUCAGGACCCAAACUGCAAAGCUGGAGCAGGACCUAAAGCCCCAAACGGCCAGGCAGCAGGUAAUCAAGACCCAAACAACAAAGGCCAGGAUGCUUCCAAAGACCAAAACGGCAAAGGCAAAGCCUGUACUGGUGAAAACCCUGCUAUAAAUGGUGGGAAGUAA
Nematocida ausubeli is the source of this 438-nucleotide messenger RNA. RefSeq lists its product as uncharacterized. The transcript has a single exon. Lineage: Eukaryota; Fungi; Microsporidia. The record is from RefSeq and is a predicted model, not a curated record. Bases 1 to 438 code for a protein of 145 amino acids.